AUGAUUUGGUGGAAUAUCAUCUGACGGCCACCAUUAGCGCAGCCAGGGGCUCAAGACGAUUUCCCCUGGUUUUGCCAUGUUUCGCCUCAUCCGGUUUCACUAAGUUUCAGGCCGCAGAUCUGCAACUUGCAGAUUGACUCGACUCAUGACUGACUCCUCGUUGAAGGUGAUCGCAGAGACCUUCCUCAUCGGGGGUGGGUACAUUCUCACAAGCGCCUGCUUGCUUAACUUCAACAAAUAUUUGAUGAAUGGCCGCUUUCCGUAUGCAAAGGUUUUUACAACCUUUCAUAUGAUUAUGGCUACCCUACUUUCACUGCUGCUUUACAAAUUUGCUCCUUCCCUGUAUCCAAGCAUGGACAAAGCGAGAGCAAACUGGAAAGCUGUCUUGAAGUUCAUGGUGCCGUUGGGAUGUCUUUUUGCAAUGAAUUUGUACCUCUCAAACAAAGCACUUCAAUAUUGCACUCUGUCAUUUGUGCAGUUCUGCAAAGAAGGGAAUGUGGCACUGAUGUUCGCAUUGGCCUGCUUAAUAGGGCUGCAAGCCUUCACUUGGUACAAGGUGAGAAUUCUCAGCAUCGUGAUGCUAGGCUGUGCGUUGUGCGCGCAUGGUGAGCCUGAAUUUGCCAUGAAGGGCUUUUUAUUGCAGAUCAGCGCCCAGGUUGCCGAAUGUGUUAAGAACCUGAUUGGAGAGGUGGUGAUGUCUGGGUCAGGUAUGAAACUGGACGUGUUGACCUUUGUGGCGUUUCAAGCUCCAAUUUCCUUUGUGCCUCUCUUCAUCUUCAUGGUUCAGUCAUGGCAACCGGGAGUUUGGGCGGCCUUACAGGCGAAUUGGUUUCUGCUCAUUUUGAACGCCUUGAAUGCGUUUGCUUUGAACGUGGUCAUUGCCACCAGUUUGAAGCGUAUGUCUGCAGUAGCCUUUGUCGUCAUCGGCGUUGUGAAAGACGGUAUUAUUGUGAUAACAUCAGCUAUGAUUCAGGGCGAUCCCAUCUCUACUCAGCAGAAGGUGGGUUUUGCAGUGAUUGUGGUCGGCAUUCUCUUGUGGGGCCAUAUGAAGAUCCAAGAGCGAAAAACAAAUCAAGAGCAACAACUACAGCAACUACAGGAACAGAAUGUCGAAGAUGCAUCGAUCAAAGAAACGGAACUCGUCGCUAUCGCGGACUUGGGGGAACCUUCUCCGACUUCACGUGCUUUAGCGAACAGUAAUGAUUCAAUCUGAGCAGAAAAA
Cladocopium goreaui is the source of this 1222-nucleotide messenger RNA. Lineage: Eukaryota; Dinophyceae; Suessiales; Symbiodiniaceae. The record is from the annotation of a GenBank genome assembly.